AUGUCUGGGCGCUUCGUGCGGGCCAGCAAAUACCGGCACGUCUUCGGCCGAUCAACAAGACGCGAACAAUGCUACGACAACCUACGGAUCAGCAAGAAUGCUUGGGACACAAAUCUCAUCAAAGCGAACGCAAAGUACCUGGCAGUGAACUGGGAUGCCAGUGGAGGCGGCGCAUUUGCUGUGUUACCAUUGGAAGAGAAAGGCAAAGUCCCCGAGCAAAUACCGCUGUUCCGAGGCCAUACGGCGACCGUGCUUGAUACCGACUGGAAUCCUUUCAACGACGAUAUAGUCGCUUCGGGCUCAGACGAUUGCAAAGUGUUCUUAUGGCAGGUGCCCAAUGACUUUAGUCUCCAUACCGAUGCUGAGGAGCCGGCGGAUGUGAAGCCUGUUGGCAAGUUGAGCGGACACUCAAGAAAGGUGGGACACGUUCUGUUCAACCCUGCUGCGGAGAAUAUUCUGGCUUCUAGCUCUGGCGACUACACUGUCAAGCUGUGGGAUUUGGAAGAUGGCAAGCCGAAGCUCACACUGAAGCAUACCGACAUCGUCCAGAGUCUUUCGUGGAGUGCGAAUGGCAGCAUGCUUGUGACAACGUCUCGCGAUAAGAAGCUCAGAUUCUGGGACGUACGGCAAGAGUCACCGGCCCAUGAGGUCGCAGGCCACACGGGAGCGAAGAGCAGCAGGUGUACAUGGCUCGGCGAUCACGAUAGAGUGGCUACGACAGGCUUCAGCAAAAUGAGCGAGCGACAAUUAGGUCUGUGGGAUCUGCGCAACCCUACCACACCAGUGGGUGGCGACUUCAUGUUCCUAGACUCGAGCUCGGGUAUCGGAAUGCCUUUCUGGGAUGAUGGCACCCAGAUUCUAUUCGUGGGUGGCAAAGGCGACGGCAACAUCCGCUAUUUCGAGUACGAGAACAACAAAUUCGAGCCCCUGUCCGAGUACAAGUCUGGCGACCCACAGCGAGGUCUGGCUUUCAUGCCCAAGCGCGGUGUGAACACGCAUGAGAAUGAGGUCAUGCGCGCCUACAAGACUGUGGACGACAAGAUCAUCGAACCCAUCUCUUUCAUCGUACCGCGGCGAUCUGAGACUUUCCAGGACGACAUCUAUCCACCCACUGUUGGCCUCAAACCCGCAGUCUCGAGCUCGGAGUGGCUAGAAGGUAAGACUGGACUACCUCCAAAAUUCUCCAUGGAAGACGUUUUUGAGGGCAACGAGCCGAAAGAGUAUGCUGCCUCCGAAGCGCCAAAAGCUGCACCCGCGAAAACAGCACCGGCGCCUGCGCCUCAGACAUCGACAGCGCCGAUCGCACGAGAGCCAGAGCCCGCACCAGCACCUGCUGCAGCACGAGAAAUGCCGACCAUGAAAGAGAACAAGCAGUCGAUGUCGGCCAUGGCCUCCAAAUUCGCAGACAAAGAUGGCGAAGCCGAUGAGGAGGAAGAAGAGGAAGAGCCAUUCGAAGAGAUUCAGAAACCUGUCGAGAGACCACAUGCGGCACUCGCUUCGCGACAAGAACCCAGAGGAGGCGUGCCAGAGGAGAAGCCGACAGAGGAGAAGCCGAGGGAGGCGGUACGCAGUGGUGUUCCUGAGCCUGCACCGGUAGCGUCACACGAGCGCGAGAAUGGACAUGUGGGCGGUGCCUCUACUGGUGAGACUGUAGCGCCGAAGGAGACGCUGACUUCAAAGCCUACCGAUGAGUCGAGGCAAGCUGAGGACACGUCUACUGGGAACGCGAGUGCGAAUCCUGCUCCUUCAGCUAGUGCAGCCGCUGGUGGUCUACGAGAAGUGCUGCAAGAGAUCCGAGGCAUGUUGCAGUCGCAAGGCAAACAGAUCGAGCAGUUGACUAGUGAAGUGGCGCAGCUGAAGGCGAAAGUACGAGAGUAG
This is a messenger RNA of Recurvomyces mirabilis, 1878 nucleotides long. It is a transcript of the gene CRN1, whose product is annotated as Coronin-like protein crn1. The transcript is spliced from 2 exons. Gene Ontology annotation, biological process: actin filament organization. NCBI's taxonomy places the organism in Eukaryota, Fungi, Ascomycota, Dothideomycetes, Mycosphaerellales, Teratosphaeriaceae. The record is from RefSeq and is a predicted model, not a curated record. The coding region runs from base 1 to 1878 and encodes 625 amino acids. Gene Ontology annotation, molecular function: actin filament binding.